AGAAAAUGAGGAGAUUUGAACCUUCGUCUUGUCAGAACUUCGAAAGUUCGUGUGAAAAUUGAUUGAAAAACUGUCAAGAAAUUUUAGGGUAAGAAGAAGAUACAGUGCAUUUUGGUUAGAAUUGAGAAGAAAAAUAGGGAGGCUAGAUAUUUUGGUAUUUGGGGGUUAGGUUGUGUUCUAAUUCAGGAAGCUAAGAUGUGGCCUCCAACGAGAAACAAUGGAGAAAGGACGCCAAUGACGAAUAAAUUGAUAGCAGUGGCAAUAGACAAGGAUAAACCAAGCCAAGGUGCUUUGAAAUGGGCCGUUGAUAAUCUUCUCAGCAGGGGACAGACUGUUGUUUUGAUUCAUGUCAAGGUUAAACUAUCCGCUUCAUCAUUCCCUUCAUCGCCAUCUCUCGCUAUACAAA
Ilex paraguariensis (yerba mate) is the source of this 406-nucleotide messenger RNA. The record is from the annotation of a GenBank genome assembly. NCBI's taxonomy places the organism in Eukaryota, Viridiplantae, Streptophyta, Magnoliopsida, Aquifoliales, Aquifoliaceae.